This is a messenger RNA of Leptidea sinapis, 5925 nucleotides long. RefSeq names its product 6-phosphofructo-2-kinase/fructose-2,6-bisphosphatase (gene Pfrx). The record is from RefSeq and is a predicted model, not a curated record. Gene Ontology annotation, molecular function: ATP binding; fructose-2,6-bisphosphate 2-phosphatase activity; 6-phosphofructo-2-kinase activity. Gene Ontology annotation, cellular component: cytosol. Gene Ontology annotation, biological process: fructose metabolic process; fructose 2,6-bisphosphate metabolic process. The transcript is spliced from 9 exons. Lineage: Eukaryota; Metazoa; Arthropoda; Insecta; Lepidoptera; Pieridae. The coding region runs from base 410 to 1927 and encodes 505 amino acids.
ACUUACAUAGAGCCACAAUUUAUUGAUUAUUGCUAUUAAAAUACAACUCAAAGAGACUUUAACCACUACGUUCAUUUAACUGAAUAAAUUGUAAUACUGUAAGAUUGUAAUAUCUUUUGCAAAAUCGAUACAGAUAAUUUAGAGCCAAGUUUAUUGAAAACUAUGAAAACUAUACCUAGUCCAUAGUAGAAUUUCUCUACGUGAUUGAGACUAAGUAAUGUGCCAGUGAUGUAGAAUAAAAUGACUUCUAUACUUACUCUGUGUUCUAUAAAAUUCCACGAAAUCAGCUGAUAGUGCAAGCGAGACAGGCUAUAUCUGUGGAUCUCUACAUUUACGUCACUAUUGACGAUUCCACGCGCCUCAAGUAUUCAGUGAUCACAGAUCAGUCAUGUCGCGGUAACACGCGGUAAUGGAUGUGUUAAACGGGCCGUCACUGCGGUUACGCGGUGGCGUAAACACAAACUGUGAAAGCAAAAAACAUGAGUUGAAUAUGUGCACAAGUGUAAUGUCUCCAGAGACGAAACGCCUAUUGCCGCCCACAUCGGAGACGAUAAUGACAAAGCCGUUUCCUAUCCGAGGCGAGCGAGCGAAUUAUGUAAACAUUCCCCAUGUGAUUGCAAUGGUUGGGCUGCCAGCGCGCGGCAAGACAUACAUCUCUAAGAAACUUUCAAGAUAUCUCAACUGGAUCGGAAUUAAUACGAGGGUAUUCAACCUGGGCGAGUACCGGCGCCAUGCGACCACCGCCUACACCAGCCACGAGUUCUUCCGCGCCGACAACAAGGAGGCGAUGGCCAUCCGGCAGCAGUGCGCGCUCGACGCUCUCCACGACGUCUGCGAGUGGCUCGUCAAGGGGGGCGAAGUUGCUGUAUUUGACGCAACAAAUUCGACGAUGGAGCGCCGGCGUAUGAUUCGCGACAUCGUGGUGCACAAGAUGGGCUUCAAGCUGUUCUUUGUUGAAUCAGUCUGCGACGACCCCAGGAUCAUCGAGCAGAAUAUUAUGGAGGUCAAAGUAAGCAGCCCAGACUACACAAACAUACAGAACACAGAGAAUGUGUUGAAUGACUUCCUGCUUCGCAUCGAACACUACAAAGAGAAGUACGAACCCCUGGACGAGAGCCUAGAGUCAGAGUGCAGCUUCAUGAAGAUUUACAACACCGGAGAGAAAGUGGUGGUUCACAAACACGAGGGGCACAUACAGAGCAGGAUAGUGUACUAUCUGAUGAACAUACAUAUUGUUCCAAGAACUAUUUAUUUAACAAGGCAUGGGGAGAGUAUGCACAACUUAGUUGGCCGUAUCGGAGGCGACAGCGAGUUGUCAGCUCGCGGGCAGCAGUACUCCACGACGUUGGCAGACUAUAUCGAUCAACAGAAUAUCCCAGGGUUGAGAGUGUGGACCUCCUGGAUGAAGAGGGCCAUCCAGACAGUGAAGGAUGUACGAGCGCCACAGGAAAGGUGGAAGGCGCUCAAUGAGAUUGAUGCGGGAAUCUGCGAAGAAAUGACAUAUGCUGAGAUCCAGCAAAAAUACCCAUCAGACUUCAACUCUAGGGAUGCAAACAAAUUCGCGUACCGGUACCCUCGAGGGGAGAGCUAUGAAGACCUGGUGGCGAGACUGGAACCCGUCAUCAUGGAGCUGGAGAGGCAGGGUAACGUGCUGGUGGUCUCUCAUCAAGCGGUGAUGAGGUGUCUGCUGGCAUACUUCCUGGAUAAAUCAGCGGAUGAGUUGCCUUAUCUCCAAGUCCCGCUUCAUACGGUGAUCAAGCUGACACCAGUCGCGUACGGCUGUCGUGAGGAACACAUUCAGUUGUCUGUGCGAGCGGUGGACACGCACCGCCCAAGACCGGACGUAAUACCAGCGCCGCCGAUACAGCCCCCCGUGCCGCCCGUGUUCAACGGGGACUCGAACGGUGACAAAGACGAACAAUAUUAACAUUGACCAUAGACUAUUCUUACUUUUUGACAUAGCUUCUGACCAAUGGAGAGCGCAGGAGACGUGCUGGCGUACGACAGAGACUGGUGAUUAUUGAUGGCUGUGUUGCUUCAUAGCUUGAGACAUAUUUAUAAGAUUGUGUAAAAUAUUAGCGCGUUUUGUUUAUCUUUGACAGGUAGCUGACAGCUGUCAUCUUUAGCAUUUUAAACAGUUAUAAAUAGUUAUGCAUAAGUUGUCGGUGUGACAAAAAUACGCAUGCGUUAUGUUGAUUUACAGAAACAUGAUUGCGAAACAAGGCAUUGUUUUAAACGAUUAUUAGUUACAAUUAGCCUUUUCAAAAUACCCUCUUUACACUAAAUGCAUCCACUCUCCUUCCAUGGUCAUCCGUUUAUCUUCUGUGUUUCACUAGAUAGUAAAUCUAUGCGACAAUGACAGACAAGGAAAUUGAAAGGCACUGAUUGACUGUACGAGUGUCGUAAUGAGACUGAUGUACUGAAGUAAGCGUGUGUGGGUCUUGUAUCGCCGUGAUAAAAUAAUGAAAUCAAAUUUCAUCAUUUCUCAUUAUAAAGUUUCGAGUCACUUGCAUGACACGAAUAUUUAUUAUUGCAACUAUUUUUUGAAAUAUUUUUAUUGUUUUUACAUUUAUCAUUAUUUUUUUGGAUUUGAUCCUGUCAAGUCAUCAAGAACAUCCUGUUUAAUAUUUUAAAUGGGUUUAUUAUAAUAAUCUAGGUCGAUACGACAUGGAGGCAAAAACGCAAGUUAGUGUAGGAGUAGUCUAAGCGUAUUCUGAGACAUAGACGAUGCAGGUCCACGCAGCACAGAGCAGAGCAGAUUUUGUAACAUAUGUACGUACUAAGAGCUGCGUACGGCGCAGACAUACGUCUGCCCUGCUCUAUGCAUCGUUGUCGCGUCGGCACAGAUUUCUGUGCGAUGCGCGCAUGUUUUUACCGCUAAUUCUUAUUUUUAUUGCAAUUGCAGAUCAUUUAAUUGAAUUCGUUCUAACCAUCCAGACUAUUAAAAAAACGUCUAAAGAGUUAAUUAAUUAUUGCCGAGAAAGUAACUCUUUUUCUUUCUUCGUAUGUUGUAUAUAAAAACCUACAAGCGACUUCUUGCAACCGCCUCAGCUUACAAAGAAAUUGCCCCUAGUGUAUUUAAAUAAUUUUUAAGUGUCCCGUACCGUGACAGCAUAUCUCGCUCACCUCAUCCUAAUUCUAUGCCUAUGCCUGCCUCCUUAAAAACUGUACUGUGCUGUGCUGCAUCUCAGCAUACGCAUAUUCUAAAGAGUAGCGUCCGAUUAUAUUAGUGUCAGUCUUAGGCUUAAGUUGUAACAGUUAGUAGAACAACGCAUAAAAAAUUCUCAUUAAACUUUUAUUCAAAGCCAGACUAUAUUUUUAACAACGAAUCCGAAAUAUAAUCAUUAUAAAUAUUUUUUUAUUUAACUUAACUUUUACUGCUGGGGUGUUUAAAACUAACGCCAAAGAUUAAAACCGUUUGUCAUACAUAUAUAAUAAAAGGAAAUUUUACGUAGGCUUUAUCAUCUUGAUGUUGUCAAAAUUUACAGCUAUUAUGUGAUAUGUGGAAGAUUAAAUGAUCCCCAUAGGAUAUUCAAAUAUUAUAUCUCAUAUUUAUUGAUUUUAUAACCAUGUUUUUUCCAAUAAAAGCUGCUUAUAAAAGUUAAAUACUAAUUUAUUGUAUGUGUGUGUAGUAGGCAAGCAGAAUAUUAUUUUUAUUUUAUUCGAAUAUAUCUACAUAUUAUAUUAUACUAUAAUAAAAUAGUAUGUGUAGGUAAUUCAAAUCUUGAUAAAUUUACAAAACACUUGACCUUUCAGCAAUCCAUCUGUUAAACAAAUACGCGCAUUAAAUAAGAAAAAAAAAAUAUGAACGAUGCGGGAUUCGAACCCGCGACCUCUCGCGUUCCGUGCGGGCGCUCUUUACACGGAGUAACCGUUCGAGUGACGUAUCGUUGAUAAAUCUUGUAUGUCUUGUUCAACUCUCAGGUUGCGGCUUCAUCUAUUGCAUCUACUUUACAGUUCAUACUGCUCAACCCCAAUAUUUUCAUAUUAGGAAAUUGACUACGCCCUUUCAAAACAAUUCAAAACAUUGUUUUCAAAUUUAAUUUGUGUAAUUUAUGUGUUACCAGAAGUGAGAAUGUUAUCACUUUAAAAAAUUACAAAUUGCUUAAACACGCGCAUUUAAGAGUUGCUUCAUUUAAAUAUAUAUCUGUGUUUACUACAAAAAACAUAUUUUCGACAUAAAGUUAACGUUAACGCUGUCGAUUUACGAGUAGUUAAUUUUAUGCGCGUAUUUCUCAGUACCUACAUUCUUUGUUAUGGUAUAUUAAGUACAAAAGGCUAUUAUGUAUGGCGCCAUUGGCACAAUAUGGAACUAUAAUUAAAUGCUCAUUUUACAAUUUUCUCUAAAGCCGCAUUAUUAAAUGCCACAAUGACUUAGUAAUUCGAAAUUUAAAGUACUAAGAAAACGUACUUCUCUUUGUCAUGAUGCGAUUUCAUUAAUAGAUGGUCUAUUAAGCGAAAUUAUAAGUAAUCGAAAUGUGUAUAUCGCUUACUGUAUACUAUUUAUUUGCGGCUGUAUUUAUGCUUAAAAAAUGGAAGCCGUCUUCUUCCUUUUUCUUGGUGUCUGUGUCGCGUUCUCCUGUGGCAAAGAAUGAUCUGUUUCUUUAUAAAUUAAUAAUGUUAUAUAAGCCUUUAUUCAGACAAUAUUUACAAUGUGUUUUACUUAACCUAGAAUAUUUAUAUUGAAAUAAGAUUUAGACUCCCUCAAACUUGUCCAUUUGCCUAUCGUUUGCAAAGGCCUCCUCCUAUUCCCUCCAUAAAUUUCGCCGCAGUUCUAGUCCAUGUGCCACCUGUCAGUUCUUAUUUGGUCCACCCAUCUUUGCAAAGGUCUACCCCUUUUCCUUUUCUUAUGACCUGUGUUCCACUGCAUUAUGUUUUUCUCCAUUUUGACUGUCCUCUGAUUGUAUUGCACACUUCCAUUUAAGUUUCUUAAUUGUGAUAGAUACAUCUUUGGUUCAUAUGUCCGUCAUCAUAUACAUUUUAGAUACUGCAGCGAUUUCAACAACAUAUCGCAACUACUUCAGUACCUUCAGGUACUGUAAUAAUAUUUAUCUACAACCAUGCUUUAAAGAUUCUAAAACAGCUUAAUGCCAACAUUAAAACACGCAAUGUCCUAAUAACCAUAAAAUCAUCGAAACGAGUGUUGUAAUGAAAUUCAGUACAACAUUACAACACUCGUUUGGAUGAUGUAAUGGUUAUUUGAACUGGCUUUUUUAAUAUUAGCAGUAAGCUAACUGUUUCAGAAUCUUUUAUAGAGGAUUCAAAUUAUGGGUGUAGCUACAGUCUUGUAUGCAACUGUGGAUAAUUAGCUAUUAAAACACUCAUGUUAUACUAUUAUCAAACCCUCAUUCGUGUUUUAAUACCCCUUAUUACACAACAGUUGUAUAAAUAACUGUUAUGUGUAACAAAAUUACUUCCAAAUCGUUACAGCUGUUUCGCAAGAGCUGAUUUAGUAUUUUCGAGAUGCACUUGGUUUUUGUGAAGCUACCUAAACAUGUUGUAUACGAUAAUAAAGCGCUUUUAAGUAUGAAUUUAUAGGUUGGUGUUGUAUGUUAGUAUUCGUUGGUAUUUUUAAUAAUGCUAUUUUUUAUAUGUGGACUUUAAGUACACUGUGUACGGAAUACUUAGACGUGAUUAGUGUCACUUGGAAACUAAUUCCUGCGUAUAAUAUUUAUUAGAUUAUUAAUUUAUUUAACUCAUCGAACAAUGUUUGUCUUGAUUUAGCAACGCUCACUUAUUUUGGUAGUUAUGCAAGUGACUCCGCCCAUGUAUAUUUUUAUAUUAAAUCUCAUUAUUUUAUACCUACUAGCAAAAACGUCAUCAGACCUUUAAUAUACCUAGUUAAGGUUUUAUAUAUGGCUAUAAGUUGUAAUUUUAUUGUAAUAUUUGUUAAUUUAAUGUUAUUAAAUAAGUAUUUUAAAUUAA